This is a messenger RNA of Meira miltonrushii, 1841 nucleotides long. Its product is annotated as putative GUA1-GMP synthase. The coding region runs from base 87 to 1733 and encodes 548 amino acids. Gene Ontology annotation, molecular function: ATP binding; GMP synthase activity; GMP synthase (glutamine-hydrolyzing) activity. Gene Ontology annotation, cellular component: cytosol. NCBI's taxonomy places the organism in Eukaryota, Fungi, Basidiomycota, Exobasidiomycetes, Exobasidiales, Brachybasidiaceae. The record is from RefSeq and is a predicted model, not a curated record. Gene Ontology annotation, biological process: GMP biosynthetic process. The transcript has a single exon.
AAAAAUUUAGAGUUUCAAAAAAAAAGUGUCCAUGAGAAGAUAGCAUUUAUCAUUGGGACCAUAACGAAUAAAGACCAUCAUUCAAAAUGGGUGUAGCAUCAGCAGAAGCGAUUCAUUCGCAAUACGAUUCCAUCUUGAUUCUCGAUUUCGGAUCGCAAUACAGUCACUUGAUCGCCAGAAGAUGUCGUGAAUUGAACGUGUAUUGUGAAAUGCUUCCAUGCACCCAGAAGAUUGCUGAAUUGGAUUGGAAGCCAAAGGGUGUCAUCUUAUCAGGUUCGCCUUUCAGUGUCUACGAUGAUGGAGCACCAAGAGUGGAUAAAGCAGUCUUCGAUUUGGGUGUCCCAGUUCUGGGUAUCUGUUAUGGCUUACAAGAAAUCGCUUGGACAUUCGGCGGAAAAGUGGACCCUCAUGAUAGACGCGAAUAUGGUAAAGCGAUGAUCGAUGUUGUCAAAACCGGUAAUGCCCAUGCUGAUCGUUUGUUUGACGGAGAAGCAGAACAGGUUCAAGUUUGGAUGUCACACGGAGACCAGCUAUCGAAAUGUCCCGAAGACUUUGAAGUGAUCGCUCGUACUUCAACAGCUCCAUUUGCUGCUUUGGCUCACAAAUCCAAACCAAUCUUUGGUAUUCAAUUCCAUGCCGAAGUAACUCAUAGCCCUCGUGGAAAGGAACUCUUUGGCAAUUUUGUCACAAAGAUCUGUGGAUGCAAGCAAGAUUGGAACAUGGAAACAUUUAUUGACAAAGAAAUCGCACGUAUUCGUGAAUUGGUCGGACCAAAAGCUCGUGUGAUCGGUGCCAUUUCAGGAGGUGUGGAUAGCUCUGUUGCUGCGAAAUUGAUGCAUGAAGCACUAGGCGAUCGAUUCCAUGCAGUAAUGGUGGACAAUGGUGUUUUGCGUGGUGGAGAGGCAAAGCAGGUAUAUGAAAUGCUCUCGAAAGGAUUGGGUGUUAAUCUGACAGUAGUAGAUGCAAGCGAUCUAUUCUUGGGUCGCCUGGAAAACGUUGAUGAUCCAGAAAAGAAACGUAAAAUCAUUGGAAAUACUUUCAUCAACGUAUUCGAUGAAGAGGUUACCAAGCUAGAAGCACAAGCUGAAAAAGAAGAAGCUGAAGCACUGAAGGCGGGAAGACAGCAUGAAGCAAAAGGCAAAUACGAAUAUUUGAUGCAAGGAACACUAUACCCCGAUGUGAUUGAAAGCAUCAGCUUCAAAGGGCCAAGUGCAACCAUUAAGACACAUCACAAUGUCGGAGGAUUGCUAGAAAAUAUGAAAUUGAAACUCAUUGAGCCGUUGCGAGAAUUGUUCAAGGACGAGGUACGUGAAUUGGGUAAAGUGAUGGGUAUCCCCGCUCACUUGGUCGGAAGACAUCCCUUCCCUGGUCCCGGUCUAGCUGUACGCAUCUUGGGCCCUGUCACUCGUGCUCAAGUGGAAAUCCUUCAACAAGCUGAUGCGAUCUACAUUGAAGAAAUUCGUAAAGCUGGAAUCUACAACGAAAUCAGUCAAGCAUUUGCCGUUUUAUUGCCCGUACGUGCAGUUGGUGUACAAGGUGAUAAGAGAACAUAUGAUCAAGUGGUAGCUUUGCGUGCUGUUCAAACAACCGAUUUCAUGACUGCAACCUGGUAUCCGUUCACCUAUGAUUUCCUUUCCACCGUCUCAAACCGAAUCACUAAUGAAGUUCAAGGUGUGAACCGAGUUGUGUAUGAUAUCUCAUCCAAGCCACCAGGAACGAUUGAGUGGCUAUAAGCGGUCUGCUAGAAAAUCAUGUCAUCUUCAUAGAUAUGUUUGUAACAAUAGAUUCCUGUUUCUGUCUCCCUUUUAAUGCAAUGCAAGCAAAACUUUCAUCGAUGAAAC